Molecule: messenger RNA, 1667 nt
Organism: Ruditapes philippinarum (Manila clam)
Lineage: Eukaryota; Metazoa; Mollusca; Bivalvia; Venerida; Veneridae
Product: cadherin EGF LAG seven-pass G-type receptor 3-like
Biological process (GO): homophilic cell-cell adhesion
Cellular component (GO): catenin complex; plasma membrane
Molecular function (GO): cadherin binding; calcium ion binding
Source: RefSeq, a predicted model, not a curated record
UAGAUGCCAGCUCUUCUAGCAUGGGUACGAAUGUAUUUACCGUGACAGCAGCGGAUGCUGAUAGUGCGUCGUUGACGUUCUCGAUGACGUCAUUUCCGGCUACGCCUGAUUUGUUUUCAAUCGACGCAGUGAGUGGGGAAAUUUCAGUGGUAAAGGAUCUGACAUAUGCAGUUGACGGUGCUUACCUACUAACGGUCACAGUAUCCGAUUCCAAAUCCACCACCAGUGCAGAUUUGAAGAUUUUACUAUCUAAUACCAACACGGUGCCGAUUAUAGAGAACCUUCCAUUCACUGUAUAUAAGGACGAGGACAUGGGAACUAACAGUGUAAUAUUCACAUUGGACACUAGUGACCCUGACCCUAGUGACAGUGUGACAUUGACCUUCACCGUCUGGCCAGCAGCUUACACUUCAAAAUUUUAUAUUCACCAAGGCAAACAUCUGAGACUCCAGUCAAAUGAAUAUUUCGAUUACGAAGAGGUUAAUUAUUUCAGGAUAGAAUUUAUGGCAACUGAUGGAAAGGCCAUAAAUGGCCCGUACACGUUAACACUGUACAUCAACGAUGUUCCCGAAAAGUGUUCCUUUGACGUCUCGACUUAUUACGUCACAAUGUUUGAAGGAAACGCUGGAUCAGUGACAGUUGACCCGGGCUUCAUUAUUACAGAUGAAGAUUUAGGCGACACCUACACGUUCUCUAUUGAUUAUCCCGCAACGUCAGAUAGUUCGUAUUUCUCCAUUGAAGGAACGUCGGGGAUUAUAACAUUUGCAACGGCUUAUGACGUUGAUACGUCACAUUCAACUAACGUAACGCUUAUUGCAGUGUGUACGGAUUCUGCAGGACUGACCGGUACAGCAACAGUUAGUGUGACAAUUGAGGAUGUAAAUGAUAACGUUCCACAGUUCACUAAUACCGGUUAUAUAUCUUACAUUGAUCAGUCCGACAGCCCGACAACAACGGUCAGAUUGAUGAAUAUGAUGUGUAAGGAUAAAGAUUCCGACUUAAAUGCGGAGAUUUCAUAUACAUGGACGCAGAUAACUUCUGGUUCCGGAUCUUUCUUUCAUAUGAAUUCGAAUGGUAGGGUACUUCUUAUGACGUAUCCAGCAAUAUCUAUGACGUACGGCGAUAUAUUUACGUUUACCAUAACAGCGACGGACCAUGGAACGCCACCGCUGUCAAGUACGACAACUCUGGAUAUAAUUUAUAAGGAGACCAACAAUACAGCUAGUGUAACGACGGCAGCAGUAACCAUAACAACAAUAACAACAACAACCACCGAAACAACGCCCACAACAACCUCUUUCUGGGAUGAACCGGUUAACAUCAUGGUAGUGGUUUUAUCCGCUGUAAUUGGCACUCUUCUAGCUGGCCUGGCGUUAUACUUGUGUAUGAAGAAAUUCAAAACAUUUACAAAAUGGAAAAAUGGACGGGCAAAGGUUACAAAGCGGAAAGUACAACCAAAACCAGAUCAAGACAAAACAACAUUCGAUUUUUGGAACCAGAACCAAAUGGAACCGUGAUCUGUUCCAAGACUCUGACAACCGAAACUUUACACAUACAUGUACAUGAAAACCUUCUGUGGCUUUAUUUGAAUUAUAUGUUACAUUGUAUUUUAAUGAUAUAUUAUUCCAUAAACGAAGUCAAUUCAAAUAUCGGCGAAAACACACAUU